CCUAGACCCUACACUGACUUCAUCCCAUUAUUAAACCCAAAAUCUCCCGCUGCCCUAGCACCAUCUGAGCUCUCACUCUCUCUCUACCCAUAAUUGUUUUAUGCAUCUCUUUCCCCAUAACAACUGAUUCACCAUUGCCAUUGCUCUUUCUCCAGGCCAAGGGCAGGGUUCACUUGUAGUUGAUCAAGAAUAUGAUGUCUAUGAUCUUGUAAUGAUGUUAGCCAUCAACCCUUCUGACAAGAAGACAUUCCAACGCCACAUCUCUGAAGGUGAUCUGGUCAUAGUAUACGAGAGACAUGACAGCAUGAAGGCCAUCAAGGUCCAGGAUGGCUCAGAGCUUCAGAACAGAUUCGGUGUUUUCAAACACUCUGACUGGAUUGGUAAGCCAUUUGGGUCCAAGGUCUUCAACCAAAAGGGAAAGUUUGUGUAUCUAUUGGCACCCACCCCAGAGCUAUGGACAUUGGUCCUCAGUCACAGGACUCAGAUACUUUACAUUGCUGACAUCAGCUUCGUUAUUUCGUUUUUGGAGAUUGUGCCUGGUUGCGUGGUGCUUGAGUCUGGGACAGGCAGUGGGUCACUCACCACUUCCCUUGCUAGGGCGGUUGCUCCAACAGGACAUGUCUACACCUUUGACUUCCAUGAACCCCGAGCUGCUUCUGCAAGGGAGGAUUUUGAGAAGAUAGGUAUGAGCCAAUUGAUUACAGUAAAUGUCCGGGACAUCCAAGGUGAGGGCUUCCCAGAGAAGUUCGAGGGGACUAUAGAUUCAGUUUUUCUAGACCUUCCCCAGCCUUGGCUAGCCAUUCCAUCUGCAGGAAAGAUGUUGAAACAGGAUGGAGUUAUUUGCUCAUUUUCUCCAUGUAUUGAACAAGUCCAACGUUCAUGUGAGGCACUAAGAUCGUCUAAUUUUACAGAUAUAAGAACAUUUGAGAUUCUACUUCGCACAUAUGAAGUUCGUGGGGGGAAGGAGGGACUGGGUACAAUAGAGGAGGGGGAUUUUGUAGGUUCGCUUCCACGCAAGAGACCAUAUUCUAAUGGACACAGCAGUAAUGUUGUGAGGGAGACAGCGAGUUGUGUCGUUGCGAGACCGUGUUCUGAGUCAAGGGGCCACACUGGUUAUCUAACAUUUGCCAGGUUCUGUCUCACCAUUUAAAAAAUUUUCUCACUUGACUUACAUUGGUUUUGAGCUUCUCUUAUUUAUUAUGAGCUCUCUCGCUCUCUCUCUCUCUCUUUCUCUCACACACACACGAUCUCUCUCUCACACUGGCUAUCUAACAUUUGUCAGGUUGUGUCUCACCAUUUAAUUUUUUUUUCUCUUACUUGACUCACAUUGGUUUUGAGAUUCCCUUUUUUAUUAUGAUCUCUCUCUCUCUCAUACACUCAUAAAUAUACAUGCGCAUACGCACAUACACAUUUUCUUGUCUUUUUGGCAGCCUAAUUCUCUGCACAUAUUUAGUA
Molecule: messenger RNA, 1455 nt
Organism: Amborella trichopoda
Lineage: Eukaryota; Viridiplantae; Streptophyta; Magnoliopsida; Amborellales; Amborellaceae
Product: S-adenosyl-L-methionine-dependent methyltransferases superfamily protein
Biological process (GO): tRNA methylation
Cellular component (GO): tRNA (m1A) methyltransferase complex; nucleus
Molecular function (GO): tRNA (adenine(58)-N1)-methyltransferase activity
Source: RefSeq, a predicted model, not a curated record